AUGAAAUACUCCGUUCUUGCUGGCCUGUCCCUUCUGGGAUCGGCUAUGGCUACUGUGCCCGCCAUCGAAAUCAAGGGCAAGAAGUUCUUCUAUUCCAACAAUGGCACUGAAUUCUACAUCCGCGGUGUCGCCUACCAGGCCGACUACUCGGGCCGUAACGGUGGCUCCAGCACCCAAGACUACGUCGACCCUCUGGCUGAUGUGGAGAGCUGCAAGCGCGACAUCCCCUACCUGGUUGGUCUCCGAACCAAUGUCGUCCGCACUUACGCCGUGAACCCCAACUCCAGCCACGACGAGUGCAUGAACGCACUCGCCGACGCCGGUAUCUACGUUAUCACUGAUCUGUCUUCGCCCUCCGAGUCCAUUGUCCAGACCGACCCCUCGUGGAACGCCGACCUGUUCACUCGCUACUCUCAGGUCGUCGAUGCCUUCGCCAAGUACCCCAAUGUCAUCGGUUUCUUCGCCGGUAACGAGGUCGCCAACAUGGUCAACAACACCAACUCCAUGGCCUACGUCAAGGCCGCCGUCCGUGACAUGAAGGCCUACAUCAAGCAGAAGAACUACCGUUCUUCCCUCGCAAUCGGUUACGCUACCGAUGAUGAUGCCACUGUCCGUGCCAACAUCGCUGACUACCUCGUCUGCGACGACGCCAGUGACUCCAUCGACAUGUUCGGCUACAACAUCUACGAGUGGUGCGGUGACUCGUCCUUCAAGACCUCUGGCUACGAAGCGCGCACCGAUGAGUUCAGGAACUACCCCGUCCCGGCCUUCUUCUCUGAAUACGGCUGCAACCAGCCCAGCCCGCGUAAAUUCACCGACGUCCCCGUCCUUUUCGGUCCCCAAAUGGACGACGUCUGGUCCGGUGGUAUCGUCUACAUGUACUUCGACACCUCCAACAACUUCGGCCUUGUCUCCACCUCUGGAAACUCUGUCUCCACCCUCGAGGACUAUUCCUACCUCUCCAAGCAGAUGGCCUCCGUCAGCCCCUCCGGAGUCAACUCCGCCAGCUACUCCGUCAGCACCACAGUCGGUCAGGCCUGCCCCACUGUCGGUUCCGACUGGCUCGCCGCUAGCAAGCUCCCCCCUGCGCCUAACGCUGACCUUUGCGAGUGCAUGUACAACACCCUUGACUGUGUUCCCGUCGACGACAUCACCGACAAGCAGUACACCAACACCUUCUCCUACCUCGGAGGCAAGGAGGGUGUCCUUGAUGGCAUUACUGGAAACGCUACCGAGGGUGUCUACGGCGCUUACUCCAUGUGUAACAAGAACCAGCGUCUGGCCUGGGCCAUGAACCGCUACUACCAGCUCCAGGGCUCGUCUGACGAUGCAUGUGGCUUCUCUGGUGCCGGACAGAAGGUCUCUGGUAAGUCCGCUUCUGGCUCUUGCUCUUCCCUGAUGAAGGCGGCUGGUACCGCGGGAACUGGUUCCGUUUCUGGUAGCCUUGCGGCUUCCACCGGUGGCUCUUCCGCUGCUACCUCUACUUCCAAGGGAGCUGCUGCGGGUCUUACUGGACCUAAGGCUGUCUUCGUUGGUGGAUGGCAUGCUGGUGCGUACCUGGUUGCCGCUGUGGCCUCCGGUGCGUUUAUGAUUAUGCUGUAA
Messenger RNA from Penicillium maclennaniae, 1602 nucleotides. RefSeq names its product glycoside hydrolase family 72 protein. NCBI's taxonomy places the organism in Eukaryota, Fungi, Ascomycota, Eurotiomycetes, Eurotiales, Aspergillaceae. Gene Ontology annotation, cellular component: cytoplasm; fungal-type cell wall. Gene Ontology annotation, molecular function: 1,3-beta-glucanosyltransferase activity. The record is from RefSeq and is a predicted model, not a curated record. The transcript has a single exon. Bases 1 to 1602 code for a protein of 533 amino acids. Gene Ontology annotation, biological process: fungal-type cell wall (1->3)-beta-D-glucan biosynthetic process.